Molecule: messenger RNA, 2000 nt
Organism: Marmota flaviventris (yellow-bellied marmot)
Lineage: Eukaryota; Metazoa; Chordata; Mammalia; Rodentia; Sciuridae
Source: RefSeq, a predicted model, not a curated record
GCGCUGGCGCAGCGAGAACUUUGAGAGGCCCGUGGACCUGGAGGGUUCUGGGGACGAUGACUCCUUCCCAGAUGAUGAACUGGACGACCUCUACUCAGGGUCAGGCUCAGGCUACUUCGAGCAGGAGUCGGGCCUUGAGACGGCCAUGCGGUUCAGCCCCGACGUGGCCCUGGCUGUGUCCACCACGCCCGCUGUGCUGCCCACCACGGACGUCCAGCCAGUGGGCACCCCGUUUGAAGAGCUCCCCUCCGAGAGCCCCACCCCAGAGCCUGUCACCAGCCCUCCAGUGGUGACAGAGGCCCCAGAGGAGCCCAGCCAGAGAGCUACCACCAUCUCCACCACCACGGCAACCACCGCUGCCGCCACCACAGGGGCCCCCACGGUGGCCACGGUGCCCGCCACUGAGGCCACCGCGGCCCCCAGCAUCCCUGCAGCAUCCCCAGCCACGGCCACCACUGCUCUUGUGAGGACCACCGGCAUCCGGAGGCUUCCGCCUCUCCCACUGACCACAGCCGCCAUAGCCCAGGCCACCUCUCCAGCAGCGCCCUCCCCCCCGACCACGGUGGCCGACUUAGACACCGAGGCCCCAACGCCCAGGCUGGUCACCGUAGCUACCUCCCGGCCAGGAGCCCUUCCGAGGCCGGCUACCACCCAGGAGCCUGACGUCACUGAGAGGAGCACCCUGCCCCUGGGGACCACUGCACCUGGACCCACAGAGUUGGCUCAGACCCCAACUCCAGAAUCCUUCCUGACUACAAUCCGGGAUGAGCCAGAGGUGCCAGUGAGCGGUGGCCCCAGCGGGGACUUUGAGCUGCCGGAAGAAGACACCACACAGCCAGACACAGCCAAUGAGGUGGUGGCUGUGGGAGGGGCGGCGGCCAAGCCGUCACCUCCACCAGGGACACUGCCCAAGGGUGCCCGCCCAGGCCCUGGCCUCCUGGACAAUGCCAUCGACUCGGGCAGUUCUGCUGCUCAGCUGCCACAGAAGAGCAUCCUGGAGCGGAAGGAGGUGCUCGUAGCCGUGAUUGUGGGCGGGGUCGUGGGUGCCCUCUUCGCUGCCUUCUUGGUCACGCUGCUCAUCUACCGCAUGAAGAAGAAGGACGAAGGCAGCUACACGCUGGAGGAGCCCAAGCAGGCGAGCGUCACCUACCAGAAGCCUGACAAGCAGGAGGAAUUCUAUGCCUAGCGGAGCCUCAGUGCCUCCUUGCUGCCUCGACACCACCCCUCCACCCAGUCCCCGGCCAGCCCCACCAGACCAGGCCUGGAACUGGGCCCAGCAGGGAGCCUGGCCCCAGUUCUCCUUUGCCCUCCUUCUUGAGGCCCGCCCAGGUUGCCAGCCUCACACAGAUCAUCCCUGAGGAGCCGGGGUGGUUGCUGUCUGCCCCAGACUGUGCCCUUACGAGCUCAUCUCUUGUCCCCCCACCAGCCUGAGGCUUCAGGACCUUAUGUCAGAUGGACAGGAGGAAGGAAGCUCCUGAUUGGCUGGUGGAAUAAGGAGAAGAGGUGGGGCUUGAGAUGGGCACCUGGCCCUGCAGGGCUGGCUGAGGUCUCCUUUUGUGGGCAGAGAGGCACUCCAGGCUGGCUUUCAGGACCAACAUGUGGCAGACUCCGCCCUUGAAAUAAUCUAGACACAGCAACCUCUUGCUCCUGUCCCAGGGCCUCUCUCUGCCUGGGUGAGAGGGUGCCCUUUGUCACCAGCCUGUUUUGUCCUCGCCUCUCUGGGGUUGUGGGACCACUCUCCCCUCCCCCUGCCCAGCUCCCCUGUGCCCAAGGCUUCACCUCUUUCUGUGUCUCCCCCAAGAAAACAGCUUCCAGAGAGCAUGAGAGCAGCCACUAGCGAGGGGACGCUGCUGCACGCCGCUCCUGGGGGAACACCACAGACAUCGUUGCCCACACUCUUCCACACAUUGUCAUGUGGCCACUCAUGAAACAAAAGCACGCAAUGACAAGGUCAUAUACGGUCCUGACCCCCCCACCAAUCAAGACAUGUUGCAAAAACA